UACCAAUACUAAUCAUCAUAAUCAAUAAAUUUGUUUCCACGUAGCCAAAUCCGACCGAAAUAGCCAACAACGAUACAACAAUCAGACCCCAGAAGAAGAAAGGAGGAGGACGACGAGCAGAGGAUGGGCAGACAACCGCACAGAGAGUUCUAUUAAUUUCGAUCGCUCUGAAUCUGAUCCUCCCAACUGAAUCAUAUUGUGUGUGGAACAGUCGUAAACCCUUUUCCCCAUCGUCAUCUCCCGUCCUUGAGAAGCGUGCCUUCUGCUUACUUGACCCACCACCAAAAAACAAAGAGAGAGAAAAAAAGGUUUCGAUCUUUUCGUGAUUUCCCCUGCUUCAGAGCCAAACAGAGCCGGAAGAAACAUGGAGGAACAAAGAGGGAUGACGACGGCUGCCCAGCGUCGCAUGAGGGCUAUUCGAGAUCACCUCAGCGGUGAUUCUCCGUCGACGACGGCUCAGCUGGUUCAGAGCCCCACCGCCGGCGAGUUUUUCUCAGAGCAGGGUUACAGUGUAGUGCUUCCCGAGAAACUGCAGACUGGCAAGUGGAAUGUUUACAAAUCUGCUAGGUCUCCUUUGAAGCUUGUAUCUAGAUUCCCUGAUCACCCCGAAAUCGGCACAUUGCAUGAUAACUUUGUGCAUGCGAUUGAGACAUUUUGAGACUACAAGUACCUUGGGACGCGAAUUCGAGUCGAUGGAAUUGUUGGGGAUUACAAAUGGAUGACAUUUGGAGAAGCAGGCACAGCAAGAAUAGCUAUAGGGUCCGGCCUAAUGAAUCAUGGAAUUGAGAAGGGUGCUCGUGUUGGAUUGUACUUUAUCAACAGACCAGAAUGGAUUAUUGUUGACCAUGCCUGCUCUGCAUACUCUUAUAUAUCAGUUCCGUUAUACGACACUCUCGGCCCGGAUGUUGUCAAGUACAUUGUAAAUCAUGCUGUUGUACAAGCUAUAUUUUGUGUGCCUGAAACACUGAAUUCUUUGCUGAGCUUUAUGUCCAAGAUUCCAUCUGUCCGUGUUAUUGUGGUUGUUGGGGGGAUCGAUGAUCAAGUGCCUUCUCUUCCAUCAUCAACUGGAGUUCAGGUUGUAACCUAUUCAAAACUGCUCACCCAGGGUACCAGUAAACUUCACCCUUUUUGCUCGCCAAGACCAGAAGAUACUGCUACGAUCUGCUACACAAGUGGCACCACCGGGACACCAAAGGGGGUUGUACUGAGCCACGAAAAUUUGAUUGCUAAUGUGGCUGGCUCCACGUUAACCACCAACUUCUACCCAUCAGAUGCUUACAUAUCAUAUCUACCUUUUGGCACACAUUUACGAGCUGGUAAAUCAGGUCUUGACGGCGCAUUUCGGAGUAGCUGUAGGAUUCUACCAAGGGGAUAACUUGAAACUGAUGGAUGAUCUGGCUGCACUUAGACCUACCAUAUUCUGCAGUGUCCCUCGACUGUUCAAUAGAAUAUAUGCGGGUAUUACCAACAUCGUGAAGAGUUCUGGUGGACUAAGAGAGAGGCUAUUCAAUGCUGCAUACAAUGCCAAAAAGCAGGCCUUACAGAAUGGCAAGAAUGCAUCUCCGAUGUGGGACAGAUUGGUGUUCAACAAGAUCCGAGAUAAACUUGGGGGACGAGUUCGGUAUUUUGUCUCGGGAGCUUCACCAUUGUCUCCUGAUGUCUUGGAGUUCAUGAAGAUCUGCUUUGGCGGAGAAGUUCUUGAAGGAUAUGGAAUGACAGAAACUUCAUGCGUCAUUAGCGUUAUAGAUUUAGGUGACAAUCAAGUAGGGCACGUUGGCUCUCCUAAUCCAGCUUGUGGUGAGUUUGUCCAUUUUGCAGAAGUGAAGCUUGAGGAUGUUCCAGAAAGUGAUAAGCCCUAUCCACGUGGCGAAAUAUGUGUGAGGGGUCCCAUCGUCUUCCAAGGCUACUAUAAAGACGAAACUCAAACGAGAGAAGUGAUCGAUGGAGAAGGUUGGCUACACACUGGAGAUAUUGGACUAUGGUUACCAGGAGGACGUCUGAAGAUCAUUGACAGAAAAAAGAACAUUUUCAAGCUAGCACAAGGAGAGUACAUAGCUCCUGAGAAGAUAGAGAAUGUCUAUGCCAAGUGCAGAUUUGUUGCUCAGUGCUUCAUCUAUGGUGAUAGCUUCAACUCUUCUUUGGUAGCUGUUGUUGCUGUUGACCAAGACGUGUUGAGAGAUUGGGUUGCCUCUCAAGGCAUCAAGGUUAGACUUCAAAAUAAGAUUCUCCUCUGAAUGCCCAUUUUAUCUAAGACUGAUUCGUCGGUAUAAAUUUCAGUUUGACAACUUGGAGCAACUAUGCAAUGAUCCACGAACAAAAGCAGUUGUGUUGUCAGACAUGGAUGCUAUUGGAAGAGAAGCUCAGCUUCGAGGGUUUGAGUAUGCGAAAGCUGUGAUGUUGGUGGGGGAACCGUUUACAUUGGAGAAUGGGCUUCUCACCCCAACAUUUAAGAUUAAGAGAGCUCAAGCAAAGGAAUACUUCCAGAGUGCCAUAACAGAAAUGUACCAAGGGCUUGUUGCAUCUGAAACGCCUGCUAAGUCGGCAUUGUGA
Molecule: messenger RNA, 2550 nt
Organism: Linum tenue
Lineage: Eukaryota; Viridiplantae; Streptophyta; Magnoliopsida; Malpighiales; Linaceae
Source: the annotation of a GenBank genome assembly